UUCGGUGAGAGAGAGAGAGUGUGUGUUUCGGUGAGAGAGUGUGUGUGUGUGCCGAGAGAGGGGCUCUCCACUAACAAAAAAGAAACCCAAACCAGGGAGAGAAAUUUCAAGCUCAUUUCGCUGUUUAUCCCCUUUCUACAACAGUCUGCAACGUUUUAAUAACUUAUAAUUAUUACAUAUUUUUAUUUACUUAUUUAUUAUCUUUUUUAGUUUAUGGUUUGUUUUUUUACCACUCCGGGAGGGCAGAAAUGGCGGCCAACAUGUACCGGGUCGGAGAUUAUGUCUUUUUUGAGAAUUCUUCAAGCAACCCUUAUCUGAUCCGGAGAAUAGAGGAGCUGAACAAGACGGCGAGCGGCAAUGUGGAGGCAAAGGUGGUGUGUUUCUACAGGAGAAGGGACAUCUCACAGAGCCUCAUCCAGCUGGCAGACAAGCAUGCGAAAGACUUGGAGGAAGAGAAGGAGACGCCUACAGAGCCAGAGCUUAGUGAGAAGCAGAAACACCAGCUCCGACACAGAGAGCUUUUUCUGUCUCGCCAGUAUGAAUCGCUCCCUGCCACACACAUCAGGGGGAAGUGCAGUGUGGCCCUCCUGAAUGAGACUGAAUCAGUACUUUCCUAUCUGGACAAAGAGGAUGCAUUUUUUUACUCCCUGGUGUAUGACCCAACACAGAAGACCCUGCUGGCAGACAAAGGGGAGAUCCGUGUGGGCCCCCGCUUUCAAGCUGACGUCCCUGAUAUGCUCCAGGAAGGGGAAGCAGAUGACAGGGACCAGUCCAAGCUGGAGGUGAAAAUGUGGGACCCAGAAUGUCCACUGACCAAUAAGCAGAUAGACCAGUUCCUAGUGGUGGCUCGGGCGGUGGGUACCUUUGCUCGAGCUCUGGACUGCAGCAGCUCCGUCAGGCAGCCCAGUUUACACAUGAGUGCUGCAGCGGCAUCGCGAGACAUAACGCUGUUCCAUGCCAUGGACACUCUGCACAGACAUGGCUAUGACCUUUCAAGUGCACUGAGUGUUCUGGUGCCACAGGGAGGCCCUGUGCUCUGCAGGGACGAGAUGGAGGAGUGGAGCUCUUCAGAGGCCAACCUGUUUGAGGAAGCAUUGGAGAAAUACGGCAAGGAUUUCAACGACAUCCGGCAAGACUUUCUCCCAUGGAAGUCCCUGACAAGCAUUAUUGAGUAUUACUACAUGUGGAAAACUACAGACAGAUAUGUGCAGCAGAAGCGACUGAAGGCAGCUGAAGCAGAGAGCAAAUUAAAGCAAGUCUACAUCCCCACGUAUAAUAAACCAAAUCCUAAUCAGAUCUCUGUCAGCAAUGGCAAGAUGACCACCAUGAAUGGCGCAGCAGGGCCGGGCGGGUACCAUGCAGCCAGCGGGGGUCGUGCAUGUGAAAGCUGUUUUGCCAUGCAGUCCCCUCAGUGGUACUCGUGGGGUCCUCCGAACAUGCAGUGUCGCCUCUGUGUCUCCUGCUGGAUGUACUGGAAAAAGUAUGGUGGCCUGAAGAUGCCAAGCCGAGCUGAGGGAACAGAGGAGAAAACGCCUCCAAGCCCUGCUUCAAAUGAGAUGCGUUCACGUGGCCACAGCCUGCGUCAGACCUCCCACAUGGUUCCCAUGAGGAACAGCGGAAGUCCCAAAUCCUCCAUGAAGACUAAGCAGGCCUUUCUGCUACAGGCCACGCGCCUCACCAAGCUGGCGCGUCACAUGUGCCGUGACCUCAUCAGGCUGCGCCGGGCUGCGCGCCGCCCCUUUGUGCCCAUUAACUGUGGCGCCAUAAAGGCGGAGUACAUGAUUCGAGUGGCAGAAGGCAUGACAGGGCGAUCCACCAAGCCCAAACCUUCCCAGAGGAGCACGCUAACCAGCGUCCUGCAGUAUCUCGAGUCACGUCCAGCGCCCCAUGUCCAGCGCUCUCAUCGUACACCUGGCCUGCAGGUCCAACCACCACGCCGGCUUCUUUCCUCCCUGCCAAGCCAUGGUCCACUCGGCAUGCUGGGAAAACGCUCUUACCACCAUAGCAGCAGGAUGGACUCUGAGAGAAGAGCAAACGCACCAGGACAAGAAAAUCAGGGUCACAUUGUGGGUCCCAUUCUGCAGCACAAUGGACGGAGCAGUGGCAGCCCCAGCUUACGAGCCAGCAACAUGAUAAUGCGCAAGAGACGGCCCAACUGGAUCGAUGCACCAGAUGACAGCUUUUUCCUUGUUUCCCGAGAAACCAGUGCUGUAGCUGUUAGACAUCUGCUCAUGGUAAGACCUUGGCCCAUUACUGCAUACACACCAACACAUGCACAAACACACACACACACACACAGACUGGGGCUGCAUUAGAUUAUGUGUAUGUGCAAUACAAACAAUUAUACUAGACAUUUUAAGAUGAUUAUGCUUUGAAUGGACUCAACAUAGGCAAGACGGAAUGGUUACCUUUCCCCCAUAGCAUCUGCUGUUGAUGUGUUUAACUUUGCAUUGAGUUGCCUGUUUAUUAGUUACUUUGAGCAGCUUGGCUAAAAAGGUUGUGUCAUCCUAACGUACUGAUAGUUCUGAUGUGGUCCCAAGUGCAGUUUAUGUCUACUAGGAGUUGGAAUAGGGAGGAAGCUGGAGGAAAAUGCUUCUCCAUUAGGGCCCUGUCUCGAUGAGCCAUGACCGGCGCGUCUGUGCUCGCCGGAGCGGAUGCCAGGCUAAAUUUAGAGCCCUUGCUCUGAAAGAUUAGCCUGUAACUGGCUUCAGAGAGGCUGAGACAAAUGAGGGUCGCUCUGAGGCUGGGCCUGGCACUCAUGUUUUACAUCAUCAUACAGUGAUCAGCAACUGAAGGUUGUGAUAUCACUCUUGCAUUGUUUCUUUCCUGUAGAACUUGUUCAAAGGAAAGCAAAGUGAAGAAACUGUGUGUAGCCGUGAUAGACAGGCGGUAUAAAUGGGUCAGCGAUGUAGGUGUGUAUUACUGAAGAUGUUUGGGUCUUGUGUUUUUGUGAGUAGGUAUUACUCCUGAUAUUUCCACAUGUAGCCACUCCAUGGUUGAAGUCAACUGUCUUUAGAAGACAGUAGUGACCAUUACAUCUAGAUUUUUUUUUGUUUCAUAGGUUGGCUGUUUAAAUUUGCAAUACAUGUGCAAUAAUUCAAGUGCUCACUAACCCACUUAGCUAUCUUGUGUUUUUCACAUAGAUUUGAUGUUAGGAGUCCAGAUCAUGAUUUCUUCAUUAGACAUAAUCAGAGGCAAAAGUUCCUUUAAGCCUCAUAAAUUGUGCAUGAACACGGGACCUGGGGGUUCGUCCAUUAGCCUGAUUUUUGCAAUUAUACUCUCAAUGUUAUAUCAAAUUAUUUUAUAUAAUCAGUCCUCAGUGACUCAUAUUCCAAAGCUUAAUGCUCGUAAUCACGUAGGAAGGCAGUGCAUUCAGAGCAGCAUUACUCUCACAAAUUAACUGGUACACAGUCUUCUGUUUACCUGAGGGGGAAAUUCAUACUAAUCCCAAUACUGAACCAUGACAAUGUCAGAGUAUAUAAUAUAACCUGUUUCACAAUGAUUUAAAAAAAAAAAUCAGUGUUUUUGUGUUCAGUCCAUGUUUUACUGUAUUAUUAUCCUUCUAUUAUCAUGUUCCUGGAACUGCAGGAUAGUGUAUAUGUGUGAAGUGUGUGCAUGUGCAUAUGUUUCAGUCCCUGUUUGCUCUGGAACAGAGUGGUCUUUCUCUCAAGGGAGAGAAUUAGCAUCCAGUUGGUAAUGAUGUUUUCUGUGGUUUAGACAAACACAAAUGCCCCACGUCAUGAUAACACAGUGGCAACAUUAGCCUGCAGUAAUACAAUAACAGCAUGCCAGUUCCACUAAGAAAGAUUUAUGUGUUUUUCUACUGAGCCGCCACUAGUGUUCAGGAAUAUUUAGUUACUCCAUUAGUCAGCAACAAAUCAUAUGUUUUCCUCAAAAAGCAAAACAAUAGAUUAGCCUUCAAAUGCUGCUAUACAAACUAUUCUUUGCGAUUGGAAAAUGGAACUAUGAUAAUAAUGAUUGCGAAUUGUUGAUCUGUUAUGUAACCAGAUCCUUCCUGCAUGUCUUCUAGGUUCCUAUAUGAAAGAGGAAAUGUUGUGUAAUAAUGUUUUCUCUAUGGAGACGCUGAGGUGACAUGGUGGUUAUUUUUUAUUAAGAUGUGGAUACGAAUUACAAUCACAAAGAGAUCUAUUUCAUGGCCACGACUUAAUUUGUGGUGACUACUGUAUCUUAAAAUGAAUGAGGCAGGAAAAUCAAUUGAAUUAGACCAUUGUGACCACAGGUGCCUAAUCAUAGAGAUGAUUGAUGAUAUUACACUUUAUGUCAAUCUUGGAAUGAUGUAUUGGAGUUAUAUCGGGGUUUUUUGGAGUUACUGGUCACUUGUGACCCGGAUAUAGUAUUAGCCCAUGUCACGUUAAACGAAUUCUCAAAGUGGGAAGAUUUCUUUUUGCACAUUCCCUCCAAAUAAUUAACUGGAGGACACAUAUUAAAUAUGACGUUUUCACAACCGAUUAAGUCGUGGGCUCAAGUUACACAAUUUGUGGGCACAAUUUAUUAUGUUAUGAUACUUCAGACUAUUAACUUGUGGCUGCAAUAUAUUAAUUUGUGGUCACGCCCUAUAAAAAAAAAACCAAAAAAAAAAACCACCAUGUCACCUCAGAGGCUCCAUAUUUCUCUGUAUUCUCUGAAAUACUAUUGCUUUUGUUGUAGCAUCAUUUUGUAUACCUCAGUCUUCAACUACAGCCUUGGACACAGUAAUGUUGCAGGAGUGAACAGUCAUCAUGUUCUCUUGUGUUGUGGUCACAGGAAA
Messenger RNA from Pangasianodon hypophthalmus (striped catfish), 4768 nucleotides. It is a transcript of the gene mta3, whose product is annotated as metastasis associated 1 family, member 3. The coding region runs from base 249 to 2315 and encodes 688 amino acids. Gene Ontology annotation, cellular component: NuRD complex; nucleoplasm. The transcript is spliced from 19 exons. Gene Ontology annotation, molecular function: transcription corepressor activity; sequence-specific DNA binding; chromatin binding. NCBI's taxonomy places the organism in Eukaryota, Metazoa, Chordata, Actinopteri, Siluriformes, Pangasiidae. Gene Ontology annotation, biological process: negative regulation of transcription by RNA polymerase II. The record is from RefSeq and is a predicted model, not a curated record.